This is a messenger RNA of Trichomycterus rosablanca, 1532 nucleotides long. Its product is annotated as zinc finger protein 501-like. The transcript has 4 exons. Lineage: Eukaryota; Metazoa; Chordata; Actinopteri; Siluriformes; Trichomycteridae. Gene Ontology annotation, cellular component: nucleus. Gene Ontology annotation, molecular function: DNA-binding transcription factor activity, RNA polymerase II-specific; RNA polymerase II transcription regulatory region sequence-specific DNA binding. Gene Ontology annotation, biological process: embryo development; urogenital system development; regulation of transcription by RNA polymerase II. The record is from RefSeq and is a predicted model, not a curated record. The coding region runs from base 95 to 1501 and encodes 468 amino acids.
AGCGGUUCAUGUGUUUGUACUAAAGUGAAUCAUCUAAUUUCUAUUGUUCAGCCGCUGAAUAAUACAAGCAGCAGAAGAGGAACGUGUCACCACCAUGGAUCUACAAAAUGAAACAUGCCAGAGGAAACUAAUAAAAAAGGAGGAGGAUGAAGAUGAUGAUUUCUUCUGUAAAAUCCCUGUGGAACAUGUCAUCUCUGAGGAACUCUUCUCCCCAGUGGAUCAACAGGAUGGAGGUUUCCAGAUGAAGCCGGUGAAGAAGGAAGAACCUGAAGAUAAAGAUGAACUCAAAAUGAACAAGGAAUUCUCCUCGUGUCCACGUUCCUCUACAACCCAAAAUCACCUCCACAAUCACAUCAAGAGCUGCAACCAUGAUGAAUAUGAGACUCUGGUGAAGAUUAAGACUGAACAUGAGGAUCUGACGCCCACCAGAAGCUCCAGUAAUCAGCAAACGUCCUCUGGUACUGUCAGCAUUAACACCUCUUUCAGUCCCACACAGAAAGAAGGAAACGACUGCUUAGAUUGUGGGAAGAGCUUUAGGUUCCAGAGUGAACUCAAAAUACACCAGCGCAUUCACACUGGAGAAAAACCAUAUCAGUGCUCACAUUGUGGAAGAAGCUUUAAUAUACAGAAGAGUCUCAAAAUACACCAGCGCAUUCACACUGGAGAGAAACCAUAUCAGUGCUCACAGUGUGGGAAGAGUUUUAAUCGACAGGGUAAUCUCAAAAUGCACCGGCGCAUUCACACUGGAGAGAAACCAUAUCAGUGCUCACAAUGUGGGAGGAGUUUUAAUCAAGCAUCUAUUCUCAAAAAACACCAGCGCAUUCACACUGGAGAGAAACCAUAUCAGUGCCCAGAGUGUGGGAAGAGUUUUAAUCAACAGAGUCAUCUCAAAAUACACCAGCGCAUUCACACUGGAGAGAAACCGUAUCAGUGCUCACAAUGUGGGAAAAGUUUUAAUCAAGCGACUGUUCUCAAAAAACACCAGCGCAUUCACACUGGAGAGAAACCGUAUAAGUGCUCAGAGUGUGGGAAGACUUUUAAUCAACAGAAUUAUCUCAAAAUACACCAGCGCAUUCACACUGGAGAGAAACCUUAUCAGUGCUCACAAUGUGGGAAGAGUUUUAAUCAAGCGACUGUUCUAAAAAUACACCAGCGCAUUCACACUGGAGAGAAACCAUAUCAGUGCUCAGAGUGUGGGAAGAGUUUUAAUCAACAGAGUUAUCUCAAAAUACACCAGCGCAUUCACACUGGAGAGAAACCAUAUCAGUGCUCAGAGUGUGGGAAGAGUUUUAGUAGACAGAGUGAUCUUAAACAACACCAGUGCAUUCACUCUGGAGAAAAACCAUAUCAGUGCUCACAGUGUGGGAAAAGUUGUAAUCGACUGAGUGAUCUCAAAAUACACCAGCACAUUUACACUGGAGAGAAACCAUAUCAGUGCUCACAGUGUGGAAACUUCUUUGCUCAUUUAUCAGCAUUUAAGACACAUACAUGUAACGCAUGAAAUUGUACCAAAUAAACUUUUUUAUACCACA